AUGGAGAUGAAAAUGGAAAAGAUUAUAGAGGAAGUUAAAGAUAAAGAAAAGGACGUUAUGACCAUAGCGACCGAUGUGUCACAAAGAGUUAGCAAUAUGGAGAAUAACGCCAUUCAGUUUCAGCACAAAUCGCUGUUGCCUAUCGUCGGAUUCAACGCUCGUUUAUCUUCGACAAAAACAGUGAACACAGGGAAUAAGGUUGUCUACGAUACCGUAAUAACAAACCAAGGCGAAGGUUACGAUAGUGUCACGGGAGUAUUCACUGCACCUCACAAUGGACUCUAUUUCUUCACAGCCCAUGUUUGUAAUCAAGGAAACAAGGAUGUUCAUUACGCAAUAUACCAAGAAGGCACACUCAUAACCACCAGUACACAGUUUGAUAAUGGCGGCGUUUAUAGUUGUAGCUCUGUAAGCACGAUCGCCAUGGUAAACAAGGCGGAGCGGGUGUGGGUACAGAGUUUAGAUACCUCUGUGUAUUACGUCGACACACGCAGAUGGAAUACAUUUGCUGGAUCGCUUUUGAUCAGACAAGUUCGUUGA
Messenger RNA from Ruditapes philippinarum (Manila clam), 540 nucleotides. RefSeq names its product complement C1q-like protein 4. NCBI's taxonomy places the organism in Eukaryota, Metazoa, Mollusca, Bivalvia, Venerida, Veneridae. Bases 1 to 540 code for a protein of 179 amino acids. The transcript has 2 exons. Gene Ontology annotation, molecular function: protein binding. The record is from RefSeq and is a predicted model, not a curated record.